Notolabrus celidotus (New Zealand spotty) is the source of this 1161-nucleotide messenger RNA. RefSeq names its product ring finger protein 113A (gene rnf113a). The coding region runs from base 54 to 1022 and encodes 322 amino acids. Gene Ontology annotation, cellular component: U2-type spliceosomal complex. Gene Ontology annotation, biological process: snoRNA splicing. Gene Ontology annotation, molecular function: metal ion binding. NCBI's taxonomy places the organism in Eukaryota, Metazoa, Chordata, Actinopteri, Labriformes, Labridae. The transcript has 10 exons. The record is from RefSeq and is a predicted model, not a curated record.
CUAGGGGGCGCUGUGGUCACAGCUGCUGUUGUUUUUAUUCUCAAACAGGCAAGAUGGCGGAAGCUGAGGAGCAGAAGAAGGGAUCCUGCACCUUUCUGUUCAAAAAAUCUACUAAGAAGUUUUCUGGGCGAAAAAGAAAAGCCAGUGACAGUGAUAAAGAUGGCAGUAAUGAUGAGGACCAGAGCUCUGUGGUUCGUAAAGAAAAGAAAGGCAUCCGAGUCAACCCCAUGAUUCAAAUGUCAAGGAAGGUGGAGAGAGAUGCUGUGUCUUCAAGUGAAAGUGAAACUGAGAAAGAAGACCAGAAAAUCACUGUUGCUUACAAAUCCACCCGGUCAGCAAAACCAGAGGGACCAGAGGACAUGGGUGCAACUGCUACUUAUGAGCUGGACACAGAGCGAGACAAGGACGCUCAGGCCAUCUUUGAGAGGAGUCAGAAAGUUCAAGAUGAGCUGACCGGGAAGGAGGAUGAUAAAAUCUACCGUGGGAUCAACAACUACCAAAAAUUCAUCAAGCCUAAAGAUACAACCAUGGGCAACGCCUCCUCCGGCAUGGUCAGAAAGGGACCAAUCAGAGCUCCAGAGCACCUGAGAGCCACAGUGAGGUGGGACUACCAGCCGGACAUCUGCAAAGACUAUAAGGAGACUGGUUUCUGUGGUUUUGGAGACAGCUGCAAGUUCCUCCACGACAGAUCCGACUACAAACACGGCUGGCAGAUUGAGAGGGAGCUGGAGGAGGGUCGAUACGGAGCGAACGAUGAUGAGAACUACGAGGUGAGCAGCGACGACGAGGAUCUGCCCUUCAAGUGCUUCAUCUGUAGGGAGACCUUCAAAAGCCCCAUCGUCACAAAGUGUAAGCACUACUUCUGUGAGGGCUGCGCUCUUCAGCAUUACCGCAAGUCCAAGCGAUGCUACGUCUGCAACACUCAAACCAACGGUGUCUUCAACCCCGCUAAAGAGCUGAUAGCGAAGAUGGAGAAACGUCAAGCAGCGACAGACCAACCACCAUCAGAGGAGGAAGAUUAACAUCCUCUUCAGCCUUCCCCUCUCUGUGUUCGUCUGUGUUUUUCAGAAUAAAAUACCUUCUUUUUUUAGACAGUUAACUGUAUAACUGUGUCGUCCCACAAAGUAAAAACAUUAAAGUGAACAAUGUUUAUUUUUAAAA